AUGGAACUCUCCUUCCUUGCCAUUGCUCUCGCCGCCAUGGUUUUCGUAACGACGGUCCUGCGAUUCAGGCAGAACCGCAAGUAUUGUCUCCCGCCAGGCCCUAGGCCGUGGCCGGUCAUCGGGAGCCUGAACCUGCUCGGCCCGCUUACUUACCGCUCCCUCCACGAGCUCUCCCUGCGGUAUGGCCCGCUGAUGUCCGUCUGGGUGGGCUCUGUCCGCGUCGUUGUCGGCUCCUCCGCCGACGCCGCCCGGAUGCUCCUCAAGAGCAACGACGAGGCGUUUAUCGACCGGCCUAGGCUCAACAUUGGCAGGUACCUGUUCUACAACUACUCCGACAUGUUCUGGGCGCCCUACGGCGCGUACUGGCGCCAAGCGCGCAAGCUCUGGCACACCGAGCUCCUCAGCGAGAGGCAGCUCAAGCUGCACGAACAUGUCCACCGCGAGGAGGUGAAGGCCAUGCUGCGCGACCUGCACGCGGCCUCAUCAAUGGGGCGUGCGGUGGCAUUCAGGGACCACCUGCUCAUGCUCAACCUCAACGUCGUCUCCCGCAUGGUGAUGGGCAAGAAGUACGUCGCGGAGGGGGCCAGCUCGGUGACGACGCCGGAGGAGUUCCGUUGGAUGAUCGUCGAGCUGUUCGUUCUCACCGGCUCGCUCAACAUCGGCGACGUGAUCCCCUGGCUUAACCCGCUGGACCUACAGGGGUACAUUGGUAGGACGAAGAGGCUCAGCAGGAUGAUGGACAGGUUCCUCGAACACGUGCUGGACGAGCACAUCGAGCGUCGUCGGCGCGAGGGUGAUGGCUUUGUGGCGAAGGACAUGGUUGACCUGCUGCUGCAGCUCGAUGAAGACCCGGACAUGGAGGUCCGCAUCCAGCGGGACGGUAUCAAGGCAUUUAUUCUGGACACCAUCAGCGCCGGCACGGACACCUCGGCGGUGACCAUCGAGUGGACCCUAUCGGAGCUGCUGAAGAACCCAGUGGCCCUCACCAUGGCCACCGAGGAGCUAGACCGCGUCGUCGGCCGUGACCGUCUGCCCACGGAGGGGGACCGUCUGACAUACCUCCAGGCAGUAAUCAAGGAGUCGAUGCGCAUGAAUCCAGCUACACCACUGCUUUCGCCACGGCGGUGCCGCAGGGACGCAGUUGUGGGUAGCUACAGCAUCCCGGCGGGCACUUGCGUGGCGGUCAACGUCUGGGCCAUCGGCCGUGACCCUUCUGUGUGGGAGGAGCCCAAUGAUUUCCGACCAGAGCGAUUCCUGGACCGCAGCACAGUGGAUGUGAAGGGGCAGGACUUCGAGCUGCUACCGUUCGGAUCUGGUCGCCGGAUGUGCCCGUGCAUGGGCCUUGCGCUGAAGAUGCUACAGUUGACCCUGUAG
Messenger RNA from Panicum virgatum (switchgrass), 1374 nucleotides. RefSeq names its product trimethyltridecatetraene synthase-like. Gene Ontology annotation, molecular function: oxidoreductase activity, acting on paired donors, with incorporation or reduction of molecular oxygen; heme binding; iron ion binding. Lineage: Eukaryota; Viridiplantae; Streptophyta; Magnoliopsida; Poales; Poaceae. The transcript has 2 exons. The record is from RefSeq and is a predicted model, not a curated record. Bases 1 to 1374 code for a protein of 457 amino acids.